Callorhinus ursinus (northern fur seal) is the source of this 2146-nucleotide messenger RNA. RefSeq names its product eukaryotic elongation factor, selenocysteine-tRNA specific (gene EEFSEC). Lineage: Eukaryota; Metazoa; Chordata; Mammalia; Carnivora; Otariidae. Gene Ontology annotation, molecular function: translation elongation factor activity; GTPase activity; GTP binding. Gene Ontology annotation, biological process: selenocysteine incorporation. The record is from RefSeq and is a predicted model, not a curated record.
GGCGGCGGCGGCGGCGGCAUGGCAGGUCGGCGGGUGAACGUAAAUGUGGGCGUGCUGGGCCACAUCGACAGCGGCAAGACGGCGCUGGCGCGGGCGCUGAGCACCACGGCCUCCACCGCCGCCUUCGACAAGCAGCCGCAGAGCCGCGAGCGCGGCAUCACGCUCGACCUGGGUUUCUCGUGCUUUUCGGUGCCGCUGCCCGCGCGCCUGCGGUCGGCGCUGCCCGCUCCCCCGGCGGCGUCCGGAGCCGAGCCCGGGCCCGGCGAGCCGCAGCUUCAGGUCACGCUGGUCGACUGCCCCGGGCACGCCUCCCUCAUCCGGACCAUCAUUGGCGGGGCCCAGAUCAUUGAUCUGAUGAUGCUGGUCAUUGAUGUGACCAAAGGGAUGCAGACCCAGUCAGCGGAGUGCCUUGUGAUUGGGCAGAUUGCCUGCCAGAAGCUGGUUGUGGUGCUGAACAAAAUAGACCUCUUGGCUGAAGGGAAGAGACAGGCAGCGAUUGAUAAAAUGACCAAGAAAAUGCAGAGGACCCUGGAGAACACCAAGUUCCGAGGUGCACCGAUUAUACCCGUGGCGGCCAAGCCUGGGGGGCCAGAGGCCCCUGAAACAGAAGCUCCACAGGGCAUCUCAGAGCUCAUUGAGCUCCUGACAUCCCAGAUUUCCAUCCCGACAAGAGACCCCUCGGGACCACUCCUCAUGUCUGUGGACCACUGUUUCUCCAUCAAAGGCCAAGGCACUGUGAUGACAGGGACCAUCCUCUCAGGCUCCAUCAGCCUCGGCGACAGUGUGGAGAUUCCUGCCCUCAAGGUGGUGAAGAAGGUGAAAUCCAUGCAGAUGUUUCACAUGCCUGUCACCUCAGCCAUGCAGGGAGACCGACUGGGCAUCUGCGUCACCCAGUUUGACCCCAAGCUACUGGAGCGUGGCCUGGUGUGUGCCCCUGAGUCCCUGCACACUGUCCACGCGGCCAUCAUCUCUGUGGAGAAGAUCCCGUAUUUCCGGGGGCCCCUGCAGACCAAAGCCAAGUUCCACAUCACGGUGGGCCAUGAGACAGUCAUGGGCCGGUUGAUGUUCUUCAGCCCUGCCCCCGAUAGCUUUGACCAUGAGCCUGUGCUGGACUCCUUCGACUUCUCUCGAGAAUACCUCUUCCAGGAGCAGUACCUAGAUAAGGAUUUGGCACCGGUGGCGACAGACAGUGAUGAGGCUAACAAGAAGACGGGCCAGGCCACAGAAGGCUGCUGCCCUCGGCAGCAGUGGGCCCUCGUGGAAUUUGAGAAGCCUGUCACCUGCCCUCGGCUGUGCCUGGUGAUUGGCUCCAGGCUAGAUGCAGACAUUCAUGCCAACAUGUGCCGGCUGGCCUUCCACGGCGUCCUGCUCCACGGGCUGGAGGACAAGGACUAUGCCGAGAGCUUCUUGCCCAGGCUGAAAGUGUAUAAGCUCAAGCACAAACAUGGCCUUGUAGAACGGGUGAUGGAUGACCACAGCGUGAUCGGCCGCUCCCUGUUCAAAAAGGAGACCAACAUCCAGCUCUUUUUGGGCCUCAAGGUGUACCUAUCCACUGGGGAGCUGGGGGUCAUCGACAGCGCCUUCGGCCAGAGUGGCAAGUUCAAGAUCCACAUCCCUGGUGGCCUCAGCUCCGAGUCCAAGAAGAUUCUAACACCCACCCUCAAGAAGCGGGGCCGGGCCGGCCGAGGAGAAGCAGCCAAGCUGGAGGAGCUGGCUGAGCGGUCCGAGCCUGCGCAGCACGUGGCCCUAAGCCUGUCUUUUAAGCGUUACGUCUUUGAUACCCACAAGCGCAUGGUCCAGUCUCCCUGAGUGUUCCAGUGACCCUGCCCAGGCCCUGGGCUGGGCUGCAUUGCCAAGUGUCCGACCAGAUGUGCCUCAACCUCCUUCAGUAUGUCCCUCCGCAUGACCCUGCAGACACGAGCCCUAGGCCUGGCGCUAAGCCCCGGUGAAAAGCCUGGGGGGGUGCGGUGGCAGUGACACCAGGGCUGGGGCCCAGAGGGUCUGUCCCGGCACUCUCGCACCUACUGGGGGCCAGUGUUUCCCAGGCCGCCCCACUGGUAGCCAUGGGAGGGCCAGUCCACACCCUGCCCCAGGUGGGGCCUGGCCCUUAACCAGCUGCAAAUAAAUGUCCCAUGGUGUCUGCCCA